AUGAAGAGUUUUACAGACCAGGACUUGCUAGGACAAGCUCUUGAAGACGCCUUGGAGGUGUUACAACACAAUUCUGAGGGUGACUUUGAUUACGGAACAGAAAGCUAUAAAAACUGCCCGACUUACCAUCAUCAUCCUCUCCAAGCAAAUGCAAGUCACUUAGCAGAAACUUCCACAGAAAAAACAGUUUAUAGCUGGAGAAAUGCAAUCAAUCCUGAAACAGACUUGUAUCCAGAUGGAGCUGUCUACCACAGCCUGCAGCCUAUUCCGAAAAGCCAAGGGGUGUGUAUUACUCCUGUACCGCAAAAAGGCAGCAAAGGCAGGAAAAAACUGCGCCUAUUUGAAUACCUUCACGAAUCUCUGCAGAAUCCAGACAUGGCCAAUUGCAUCCAGUGGAUAGAUCAGCCCAAUGGCAUCUUCCAGUUUGUUUCCAAAAACAAGGAGAAACUGGCAGAACUGUGGGGGGAACGCAAAGGAAACCGGAAGACCAUGACAUACCAGAAAAUGGCCAGAGCUCUGAGGAAUUAUGGAAGGACAGGGGAAAUCAUUAAAAUCCGAAGGAAGCUGACCUAUCAAUUUGGUUCUGUGGUUUUGCAGAGGCUUUCUCCCACUUAUGUUCUGGGGAAAGACAUUGAUCCGUAUGUCCAAGAUGAUCAAGAGUGUUCUUAUCCCAGUGACUGGCUUUCUUAUCAUUAUUACAUGUAUGACAAGGGCCAUGAGCUCCAGCAGCCUAGCAGCAGUACAAAUCCAUUUUGCUAUAGCUCUUAG
Molecule: messenger RNA, 768 nt
Organism: Varanus komodoensis (Komodo dragon)
Lineage: Eukaryota; Metazoa; Chordata; Lepidosauria; Squamata; Varanidae
Gene: SPIC
Product: Spi-C transcription factor
Exons: 5
Coding region: 1-768 (255 amino acids)
Biological process (GO): regulation of transcription by RNA polymerase II; cell differentiation
Cellular component (GO): nucleus
Molecular function (GO): sequence-specific DNA binding; DNA-binding transcription factor activity, RNA polymerase II-specific
Source: RefSeq, a predicted model, not a curated record